Pelobates cultripes (western spadefoot toad) is the source of this 785-nucleotide messenger RNA. NCBI's taxonomy places the organism in Eukaryota, Metazoa, Chordata, Amphibia, Anura, Pelobatidae. The record is from the annotation of a GenBank genome assembly.
AUGUCCUGCUCAGAGGACACUGCACGCGUCCUUCUACAAAUGCAUGCUGAUAAAACCUACCUUGCCGAGGAGAUUGCAAAGGGCACGGAAGCCCUGAAGACUGAGAUUCAGGCGGUCGGCAAUCGCAUGGCGGAUUUGGAGGCUCAGGUGGAGCGUGUGGUAAAGGCCUAUAAUGCCAUGGUUGAUUCCUCUGACGAUCUUCGGGCUGUGGAGGGUCUGUUGGAAGACUUAUCCAACAGAUCCCAGGGAUUCAAUGUGCGGGUGCGGUGCUUACCUGAGGCGUCGGGCUUACUGCUCAAAAUGUUCCAUCACCUGUUGCCGGACAUCCCGGAGGGCAAAUGGGCUAUCGAGCACGCACACAGGGAGCUGAAAGCGAGAGGAGCCCAGGGUAAUGCUCCACGCAACGUCAUAGCCCGGGGUCGGAGGCCGCUUACGCCAGGAAGUGGCUGCAGGUGUUCCAGGACUUGGCUCCCUCCGCACUGCAGAAGAGAUGCAUGUGGAAGCCAAUUGCUGAUGUCCUGCGGACAAAGGAGAUCCAGUUUGCCUGGUGGCACCCGUUCAAGUUGCUAGCCUUCCGAGGAUCGAGGAUGGUGGUGCUGCAGCCAGGUGGAGACAUUGCUGCAUUCUGGAGGGCUCUUGACACUGAGGAUCCAGGUCUGGAAAUCCCACAGCUGAUGCUGACCUUCACCCUUCCAAGAUUGCCCAGAGUGUGGGUGAGUGGCGCGGAUGGCGAUGGGGAAGAGACGAGAUCGACUGGAGACCGGCAAGGGCAUCGCAAGCUGUAA